CGCCAUUUAGUCGUCAGCACGCGAAGGUACAAGGAGUAAAACAUUUUGCUAGUUUUGUGUUUACCUCGUUAGCCAUAGCCAAAGCAUAAUUACGUCGAACGUACGAGAAAAUAAACAUGGCAUCUGACGAUGAAGCCGGAAAACUGUUUGUUGGAGGUCUGAGCUGGGAUACAACACAAGAGAGUUUGUUGAAGUUCUUUAGCAAAUGGGGAGAAGUGUGCGACUGUGUUGUCAUGAAGAAUCAGACAACUGGCAAAUCACGUGGAUUUGGAUUCGUCACAUACAAGGAUCCUGAUUGUGUCAAGAAAGUCUUCCAAACUGGCACCCAUGUCCUAGAUGGGAGAACUAUUGAUCCAAAGGUGUGUAAUCCCCGACAUCUGAACCAAGCUGCUGCAAACAAAAACAGGAAGGUCUUCAUUGGAGGGAUACCCCCCAAUAUAGAGGAAGAUGAUCUCAAGGAAUUCUUCAGUCGCUAUGGCAAUGUUGCAGAUGUGUCCAUAAUGUUCGACCAGGAGAAGAAACGAUCAAGAGGCUUUGGGUUCAUGUCAUUCGAGCAGGAAGACGUCGUGGACAUGGUGUGCCAGGAACAUUAUUUCAACAUAAACGGCAAGCAGAUUGAAGUGAAACGAGCUGAGCCAAGAGAUGGUAAGAAUGGUCUGCCACUAUCUGCAGGAGUUUUGUCUCCCUACCCUCUUCCAUCCAUGAUCUCAGGAACCCAAGCGGCCUCCAUGUUGUCAUACCAGUCUCCCUACCAGUCAGCAUUAACAGUUCCAGGUUACCAGCAACAGUUGCUACCUGCUGCCCAACCACCAGCAGUGUGGAUAGCGUCCCCCCACCAACUCUCAGCAUUAUCCGCUGUCCAAGCUGCACAAACACAGCUAGGAUCUCCAGGGUCUGCACGGACACUCCCUGGGUAUAUCAGUUCCUCCCAGGUACCUUACAGUGGCUAUGUCAGUAAUGGUAUUCCUCCCACAGCAGCAGGCAAUGCCAUUGGUCUAAACUAUGCAGCAACAUUAAAUAAUCCAGCCCUGAGUCCAACAGGGGCAAGUCUUCCUGCCUUGACCUUCCCUAGCUACCCACAGUCUACCACCCCAACACAGAGUGUCACCCCUACCCCUGGGGGAGAUGGUAUUACCCAGGUGACAUCAUCAGCAGCUUCUAUGGUGAGCCUUGGCGGCCAAUCAGCCAGCAGCCACUACAUGGCAGCACCUAGGGCAGUGCAGUACAAUGCAGAGACUAAUGCUACCAUCCAGCCAGCCUCCAGCCUCACAGGCUUGGGCCUUACAGCAAAUGGCCUCCCAGCAGGAUAUGCAGGGGAGCUUACUGCCUAUAGUACCAACCCAUCAUUUGCCCAGGGGGAGCUCCAAAUGGGACAGGGGUUUGGACCAGUCCUCCCCUCUGCUGCCUACCUCAGGGGAGCCACCCACCUUGCACCUUUCCAUCCGUACAGGAGAAUCUGA
Molecule: messenger RNA, 1460 nt
Organism: Owenia fusiformis
Lineage: Eukaryota; Metazoa; Annelida; Polychaeta; Sabellida; Oweniidae
Source: the annotation of a GenBank genome assembly